AUGAUUAGAGCAUGCAGAUCCCCAACUAUCUUGAGAUCUUCCAUCAAUAGAAUGGCUCUACUUUGCAGACAAGCACCAGCUGCUAUGAGAUUUGUUUCUUUCCCUGCCUCCCAACUAAGUAUUUCCGAUGUCAACCCAAAGGCUAUCGAUGCCAAGUAUGCUGUUAGAGGUAAAAUCCCCAUUAGAGCCGAUGAGUUGAAAGAAAUGUUGGAAAAUAGUGACGAUCACAAUUUACCAUUUGAUCGUAUUAUUCUGGCUAACAUCGGUAACCCACAACAAUUGGAUCAAAAACCAUUGACUUGGUAUAGACAAGUCCUUUGUCUUUUACAAUAUCCAACGCUUUUACAUAACCCACCUUCUGAUUUCCCUGCUGAUGUUGUGGAAAGAGCAAAGACUUUACAUUCCAAUGUGGGGUCUCUUGGUGCUUAUUCUCAUUCUCAAGGUGCCAUUCAUAUUAGAAAAUCUGUAGCUAAAUUCAUCGAAGAAAGAGAUGGUCUUGAAUUUCCUGCAAAUCCAAAGGAUAUCUUUUUAACCAGUGGUGCUUCUGCUGCUGUUCAAUAUUUGUUGCAAUUAUUCUCCAAUUCUCCAAAGCUGUCCUACUUGAUUCCUAUCCCUCAGUAUCCAUUGUACACAGCUACAAUCACUUUAAACAAUGCUCGUCCUAUUGGAUACUUUUUGGACGAAAGUAACCAUUGGUCCACUGAUCCCGCUGAAAUCAGACAAUUAAUUAAAGAAAAUGCCGAUUUUGAUAUCAAAGCUCUUGUGGUGAUUAAUCCAGGUAACCCUACUGGUGCUAUUUUGGCUCGUGAAGACAUUGUUGAAAUCUGUAAGAUUGCUGCUGAAAAUGGUAUAGUAGUUAUUGCAGAUGAAGUGUAUCAAGAAAAUGUGUUUAAGGGAGAAUUCAUUAGUGUACGUAAGGUAUUAAAGGAAUUGCAACGUGAUUUCCCUGGUAAAUAUGAUAAGGUUCAAUUGGCUUCUUUGCAUUCCACAUCUAAAGGUGUUUCUGGAGAAUGUGGUCAACGUGGUGGUUAUAUGGAACUUGUUGGGUUCAAACCUGAAGUUCAAGACGUCAUUUUCAAAUUAGCUCUGAUCAACCUUUGUUCAGUUGUUCUGGGUCAAGUUUUAAUGGAAUUAAUGAUCAACCCUCCUAAAAAGGGUGAUCCAUCUUAUGAAUUGUACCACAAGGAAACCCAAGGUAUUCAUAAGGAUUUGAUGCAUCGCGCAACUCAAUUGUACAAAAGUUUCUUGGAGAUGGAGGACAUUGAGUGUAACAAACCAAUGGGAGCCAUGUACUUAUUCCCAUCAUUGAAAUUCACAAAGGAAAAGUACCCAAAGUUAUUUGAAGAAGCAGAGAAAACCGGUGCAAUUAUUGAUGAAGUGUAUUGUAUUGAAUUAUUAGAGAAUACUGGUAUUUGUUGUGUUCCUGGUAGUGGGUUUGGUCAGAAACCUGAUACUUAUCAUGUUAGAACUACAUUCUUACCCCCAGGUGAUGAAUGGAUUAAGAGAUGGAAUAAGUUCCAUGCUGAUUUUGUUGCCAAAUAUACUUCUUAA
Lizanozyma spartinae is the source of this 1551-nucleotide messenger RNA. It is a transcript of the gene ALT1, whose product is annotated as alanine transaminase. The record is from RefSeq and is a predicted model, not a curated record. The coding region runs from base 1 to 1551 and encodes 516 amino acids. Lineage: Eukaryota; Fungi; Ascomycota; Pichiomycetes; Serinales; Debaryomycetaceae. The transcript has a single exon. Gene Ontology annotation, molecular function: pyridoxal phosphate binding; L-alanine:2-oxoglutarate transaminase activity. Gene Ontology annotation, biological process: biosynthetic process.